AUGAGUUCCCAACAGCUGGAUGCCGCUCAGCAAGCCAAACUGCAACUGAUGCAGGAUAUGGAAAUCGAAAUGAUGUCCGACCUCUACACUAGAAUGACUCAUGCUUGUCAUAAGAAGUGCAUACCUCCAAAAUACGCCGAUGCUGAAUUGGGCAAAGGCGAAUCCGUUUGUCUGGAUCGCUGCGUGGCCAAGUACCUGGAAAUCCACGAGCGUAUAGGCAAGAAACUCACCGCCAUGAGUGCGCAGGACGAGGAUCUCAAGAAAAAGAUGGGCGUGUAAGCUUGGAUGGAUAUUUUUCCGUACUUGAUAAAGUCAACAUGAGUUCUAGUUUCAUUAGCAUUGUAAUAAUUUUUGUUGAAUCAUGCAAUUCCGUCAUUUUCGACGGAGAAGUUAUUAUGAAGUUAGGAGUGUUCAUUAUGCGUGCCAUUGGGUUCCAAUUGUAAUUAACAUGCGACGCGUUUAAUAAAAUACACCCGAUGAAAACAAA
This is a messenger RNA of Toxorhynchites rutilus septentrionalis, 487 nucleotides long. It is a transcript of the gene Tim10, whose product is annotated as mitochondrial import inner membrane translocase subunit Tim10. Bases 1 to 279 code for a protein of 92 amino acids. The transcript has 2 exons. Lineage: Eukaryota; Metazoa; Arthropoda; Insecta; Diptera; Culicidae. Gene Ontology annotation, cellular component: mitochondrial inner membrane. Gene Ontology annotation, biological process: protein insertion into mitochondrial inner membrane. The record is from RefSeq and is a predicted model, not a curated record.